This is a messenger RNA of Ogataea philodendri, 3240 nucleotides long. RefSeq lists its product as uncharacterized. The record is from RefSeq and is a predicted model, not a curated record. Gene Ontology annotation, biological process: potassium ion homeostasis; potassium ion import across plasma membrane; chloride ion homeostasis. Gene Ontology annotation, molecular function: potassium:chloride symporter activity. Lineage: Eukaryota; Fungi; Ascomycota; Pichiomycetes; Pichiales; Pichiaceae. Bases 1 to 3240 code for a protein of 1079 amino acids. The transcript has a single exon. Gene Ontology annotation, cellular component: membrane.
AUGUCCAGUUUCCGUACCCGCCAUCCUGACUAUGGGUCGAUUUCCGACAUAAAGACAGAUACGCGCCCUGCUAAGCUCAACACGCUCAACGGGGUCACGCUGCCAACCAUCUUGAACGUGCUGUCAAUCUUGAUGUUCCUGCGGUUUGGCUUUGUCCUGGGCCAGAUGGGGAUCUUGGGCACGCUGUUGCUGCUGGUGAUGAGCUACGGAAUCGACCUGCUCACCACGCUGUCUGUCAGCGCUAUCGCAACGAACGGAACCGUCAAGGGAGGAGGUGCCUACUUCAUGAUAAGCAGAAGCCUGGGAGUUGAGUUUGGAGGCGCCAUCGGUAUCAUUUUCUACAUCGGCCAGGCGCUGAACGCAGCGUUGAACGUGGCCGGUCUGAUAGAACCGCUUCUGUACAAUUUCAACUCCGAAUCGGGUGUCGUCUGGAAACUGCUGCCUAUCGGCUACUGGUACCAGUUUCUGUACUCCACCUGUUUCCUGGCUGUUUGCACGGUGAUCUCGCUAAUUGGGUCGCAGACGGUCUCCAAAGCUGGAUCGCUGCUGUGUUUCCUGCUCAUAAUCUCCACAUUGUCCGUUCCGCUUUCGUCUUUGGUGGUUGCUCCGUUUUACUCUGACGAAAACGACGCAUAUUAUUCGGGAAUUUCCUGGUCCACUUUUCACGAGAAUCUGCUCCCCAACUUCACCAAGGGCGCGGCAGGGUCCCAGCUGGACUCUGUCGAGAACUUUAGAAACAUAUUUGGCAUCUUCUUCCCUGCAACUGCCGGGAUUUUUGCCGGAGCGUCCAUGAGCGGAGACCUGCAGAACCCGUCCAAGUCCAUUCCUUUGGGAACGCUCAGCGGUUUGCUAAUCACCUUCGUUUGUUAUCUCAUGGUGAUCCUGUCCAUGGGGUUCUCCAUCACCAGAGAUCUGCUUUAUAAAGACGUCCAGGUUUUGCAGACAGUUAACCUUUCACCUGUACUGAUUAUUGUCGGAGAAGUGUCCACGUCUGUGUUUUCCGUGAUUGUGGGUAUAGUGGGGGCCGCGAAACUGCUCCAGGCCAUUGCAAUCGACGAGAUCCUGCCCGGUCUCGGAAUAUUUGGCCGUGGAGGAGACGACCCCGUCUACGGUAUCCUGUUCACAUGGUUUCUGUGCCAAUUGUUCCUGUUUGCAGACAUCAACCAGAUCGCCACGCUGAUCACCAUGGCAUUCCUCAUGACAUUCAUCGUCACCAACGUUGCGUGUUUCCUGCUGAAACUCGGGUCGGCGCCCAAUUUCCGUCCCAGCUUCAAGUAUUUUGGCACCAGCACCGCGCUGAUGGGCACCAUCGCGUCUGGAGCAGCCAUGUUCAUAGUGGACGGAAUUUCGGCCACCUUCAUCAUCGUGAUGCUCAUGUCGCUGGUCCUGUUCAUCCACUACAUUUCCCCACCAAAACAGUGGGGGGACGUGUCGCAGUCGCUGAUCUACCACCAGGUGCGCAAGUACCUCUUGAAACUGCGCCAGGACAACGUCAAGUAUUGGCGGCCGCAGAUCCUAUUGCUGGUGGACAAUCCGCGCACCAGCUGGAAACUGAUCAACUUCUGCAACCAUCUCAAGAAAGGCGGUCUUUACGUUCUCGGGCACGUGAUUGUGGCCGAGAGCUUCCAGGACAGACUGGCAGAUCUGCGAAGACACCGGGCCGCGUGGGUCAAGUUGCGCGACAUGUCCAAGAUCAAGGCGUUUGUGCAGAUCGCAAUCGCGCCAACGUUCGCGUGGGGGGUUAGCAACGUGUUUCUCGGGUCUGGGCUCGGUGGAAUGAAGCCCAAUAUCACGAUUCUUGGCUUCUACGACCUGUCCAAUUAUAAAAAGCUGUCCAGAAACAUGAAAUUCGAGUCCAAGACGCCCGAAUUCAGCAAACAGGUCAACAUUAAUAUCAACGGGCUGCCAACGGACGCGUGCAACCAGGAGUCGCACGUCGACCUGUGCAGCUGGGUGCGGGCACUGGAAGAUCUGUCUCUGCUGGACAGCAACCUGGCCGUGGCCAAGGGGUUCCCCCGGUUGCACAUUCCAAGCGAGAACGAGAGCAGGCUUGACGAGUCGGAACAGCGGUGCAUCGACCUUUACCCGAUCCAGAUGUCCACACAGGUGACCAACAAGUCGGGCAAGAGCAUUCUCACCAACAACUUUGACACCUACACGCUGAUUUUGCAACUGGGAGCAAUUCUGCAUACUGUUCCAUGUUGGAAGCACACGCACAAGCUGCGGGUUGUGGUUUUCGUGGAGCACGAAAGAGACGUUUCUGAAGAGCGCCAUCGACUGUCGUCGCUGCUGGAGAUCCUCAGAAUCAACGCCCAGCCCGUGGUGUUGUGCCUAGGUUCGGGCAAGUACAAAACUUACAACUACAUCGCCAAGGGAGAAAAAACAGGCCUCCAAACAGACCGGAUUCAUACGAUACUCGAAAAGGACGAGUGGUGGCAGUCGGUGCUGGAAAUGCGCACCUCUGACGGGGUUACCAGCAAAUUGACCCCCACCAUACAGGUGAAUUCCAAAAUAGUUCGCAAAUUUCAUACCAGCGCACAACGUCGGUAUUCCGGCAGCUACAUGCGCAAGAAUGGAAUUGCGUUUUCGAUGGUUUCGAACCGAAUCUCCAACACGGACCCCAAGAAGACGCUGACAGACCCCUCCUCGGACGAGGAGGAGUACUCUGUGUCGGACACGGAGUCGAUCGGCUCGUCCACGUCGUCUGUCUCGCGCCAAGACAGCUACCACAGCCACAAGCCAGUACACAAUGUGUACCAGUCUUCGGCACACCACCUGCGCCGACCAUUGUUGAAAAACAUCCACUCUACCUCGUCCAUCUUGCGGCAAAAGACACCGGCGUUCUCAGCAGAUACAAUGCCGAACUCCCAGGUGCUGGACAACGCGCAGGGUAACGAGCCGUCUAUUAUGUUUGUGCAAAACGAAACAGACGACAACACCACCGUCGAGUCGGCAGAAAGCGUCUCCCCCACGCUGCCCGCCACGUCCUACGAUAACCCCACGUUUUCGUUUAACGAAUUGAGCAACACCGCACAGUACUUGAUCCUGAACGAGCUCAUGGCCGCAACGUCGGGCAACACGGAACUCCUUUUUUCCACGCUCCCAACGCCCGAAAUCGGCCUCCACAAAAACGAGGCAGGGUGUCUCGAAUACAUCACGAACCUGGACACAUGGUGCGACGGGUUGCCGCCCGUGUUGCUGGUGAACGCAAAGACCGUCACGGUGACCACAAAUCUGUGA